GAUGCUGCUGCUGCUGAUCAGAGGUGUGUGCGCUGCGGCUGGCUUAUUUACACCCGUUCAGUCACACUGUAUCAUAGAAAAGCUCUGGCGCUCCUUAGGAAAUGGACUUUCUAAAGGGAUUAAUGUGUCUCUAUGGUGAUACAUCUCAAGCUCUAAAUUUGUGUCAUCAGUCCCACAAGCUGUUCCUCCAAACAGUGUGGAAAGGAUUUACACAGCCACAUUACUGAAGAGGAUUCUAUGACUUAUGCUACAUCUCCAUUUUAACUGCGUGUCAGAAAUGCCCCCUUCCAUAAAGUGGUGCAUUAGGUGGGCUGUCUGCUUGUCCUUUAUUCUUGCACUGAUCCCCAGGUCCAGAGGAUCGACGCUGAAUUGUCACAAAAUGUGCAUAUGCGCCAGCAACAUCGUCAGCUGCUCCAAGAUGAACUUGACGAUGGUUCCAUCCGACUUACCCGACUACACAGCUGUGCUUGACAUUAGUUUUAAUGAGAUAACCGGACUUCGCGCACAAUGGACCAAGCACAAACUUCCCAACCUCCACAACCUCUUGCUCAGCCACAACGGUUUGUCGUUCAUCUCUUCUGAGGCGUUCAUUUUUGUAAAGCAAUUGCGAUACUUGGAUCUGUCAUCAAAUAACCUGCGACAGCUGGACGAGAUUAUUUUCGAGCCACUGAUACAUCUGGAGGUUCUUCUGCUCUACAACAACCACAUCUCGCAGAUCGACCGCACAGCCUUCUCAGGCCUCAACAGCCUGCAGAAGCUCUACCUGAGCCAGAACCAGGUGUCCCGCUUCCCCCUGGAGCUCCUCAAGGACAAGAACCGACUGGACAAGCUGAGCCUGUUGGACUUGUCUUCCAAUCGGAUCAAAGUUCUCCCCAUUCAAGACCUCCAGGCACUGCCGGCCUGGAUCAAGAAUGGGCUGUACUUCCACAACAACACCCUCAUCUGCGACUGCGAGCUGUACAGUUUGAUGACUCAUUGGUAUAUCCGACGGCUCAAUUCAGCUGUGGACUUCAAGGACGACCACACCUGCGUGCAUCCCGGCCCGGAUAAACGGGUGCUGCGUUUGUACGAUCUCAACACUCAUAUGAACUGCAGCACGUUUAAAGAAACUGACCAAGAAGCUUAUUUGGAGCAGACGCUCACCCUCAGCUGUGAUACCAGACAUCGGAACAUGUCCAAGACUUGGAUGCUACCUGGAAACAUAGCAGUGCCUCCUUACGAUAACCAGAGCGUUGUGCCUCUGAAAGACGGCAACCUUGAGAUAAAAUCGAUACGACCUGAGGACUCAGGUGUGUACACUUGCUUUGCCGUGAGUGAAUACCUCAACGAAACGCUCUAUGUGGUGGUCAAAGUCCACAACUUCACCCUCAAUGGCAACAGCGAGACCCUCAACACCGCUUACACCACUUUGGUGGGCUGCUUGGCCAGCGUGGUCCUGGUUCUAAUCUAUCUGUACCUGACGCCCUGUCGCUGCUUCUGCUGUCCCGACCAGGGCAAAAAGAACCAUCAUGAAGACAGCAUCCACUCCUCCAUGCUCAGCAUCACCCCGACGCACGAGGACAUGGCAACCAAAGCAGAGCUCAACAGGCACGUGGCCUUCAUAGACCCCAAGGACCUGCAGGGACAGAACGGAAAGGUGAAUCCUAACAGAGAGGAAGAAGUGGAUGAGGAGGCCAUGAAGGGAAAAGGAAAACGGAAGAAAUCGCUGGCAGACUCGAUUAGUUCUGUCUUUUCUGAUACUCCCAUUGUAGUCUGAGGGAGGAUGUGUAUUUUUGGCUAGAGACAGUUCUUUGUUGUGGCUUUCUUGGAUAAAGAGACUGAAGUACACAGUUUGCCAUCCUCAGUCUUUGGCUGUUUCUACAAAACCUUUCCAGCAUUUUAAUCUGUAGCACUUAAGUAUAUACUGUGAAAAGGUCUUGCCAUAUUAGUGGAAUCUAAACUUGGAGUGUUUAGAUGUUCCUGUGAGUUUAAGCCCACUAAGUGUGACUAGAGGUAGUCUGGGUGAACAACAAAUGCAUUUUGCGAUUUCUCAGUGAUCAAGCUAGGAAGCUAGGUUGACAGACAUUAGAACAUCAAUACAUCCUCUAUAUAAUCACAUCAUAAGCAUGAGCUUUGCAGACUGCUAAUGUUAAGAAUAUAGCACUUAAUGAAGCCCUUGUAGCUAAUCAUAUUUACCACAUUUUAUGCUAACUGACCAACCUUACCACUUUAUGUGAAGCCAUAUGCAGCUGGUCACUGCAAGGGAAAGCAAUGCACAAUAGCAUUUGAGAGUAGUCACAGGAAAAUGAUGGAAAAUUAUCUGUUUUUUAUGGAACAUUACAAGUUGUUUGGAAUGAAAGUCAAACAGUAAACUGAGCAUUAAUGGUCACUUACAUGAAACUUCCUCCACCUAUAUAUGGCAAUGGAAAAAAUAAUAUCCUGGUAAAACUCAAAUGGCUGUUUGAAUCUAGACUCUUUAAGUCCAAUUUCAUAAGUUUAAAUAUUGGAUACCAAUAUAAAACAAAGCUGUAAGAACUUACACAGUUUCAUUUAUAUUAAACUAUAAUACAGCAGUUUUUCAAUGUAUUACCCCUCGCAUAAAAAAUGCAGAACGCAUGCAUUUUCAGCCACUUGAGCUCAUCUGUCAUGACAACCAGGGAGUGACAUAUAACCAAAAUGCUAAUGCAUUCUUUUAAUAGAAUGACAUGUCCCAUCUGCCUGAACUCUCAUCUCUAAAGCAAUGAUGAUAUGAGCUUGGAUUCAACAGCCAAAACAGUUUCGGAUACUCAGACCUAUUCUCACCCUGCGUUCAUUUGCACUUGUGGUGGUUGGAGUCAGUGCUGACUCAUCCAUUGUCAGAAUAGAAGUCAUUUUUUAAGCCCUUGAAGCGCGGAGGUAACCUUCAUCAGAUAAAAAGCCAAAGGCUGAGGGAUUUUUUCAAUUAUUUUUUAACCUCGAACCAUUAUAAUUUGAAUACAUUUUCUGAAUGGAUUAAAAAUCAAGUUUGAAGUUUGAGUGAUUAGCCGAAUGUUCUCCUCAUGUUCUGGUAUUCUAAAUUAUUACUACAGGCAUACAACAGUGAUCUCUCAGAGACCAAUAUUAUAUUUGCAUAUACAAUGUCGUAGGAACCUAAAGAGACUGCUACGAAUCAUAAUGUAAUGCGUAAAGCUCGUUGGCUGUGCUCAAGGAAGAUGUGACUAGAUCCAUUCCAAGCAGAUAUCAACAUUGUCCUGGUGGACUGUUCUAGAACACCAGUCAAUGAUGUUAGAAAACCAUACGUGGAACUCUUACUUCUGGGAAUGGCACUUCUAUUCUUCUGUUCCUGGAAAGAAAUCAGAAUCAUCUCACAUGUUAACCAUAACCACAUAUUUAUAACGGGGUCUGGUUGGGAUCAGCUGGAGCAAUCUUAGUUUCCUCCGGCCUCUUUCCCUAGUAACAUCGUAAUUACAUCCUGUUUUGCGAGUGAGGGAGUGGGUGAAGCUAUUAAAUGUUUGAUAGGUGGAUGAACUCACAAACAGUAUUAUCUCAGGGAGAGGGAAUAACAGAUAAUAGCAGCUAUGGCAGACUGCAGUCAUGGGCAGUUACGGUCUCUUACACGUCUCUCUAGCUGCAAUCCAAAAUUAGUGUGCAGAGGAGGGAAAGGCCUUACCAUCACGAGUGCUGUGGGAUCUCGGUGGUUCGCAAAGACACAGAAAAGCCAAAUGCUCCCCCUAAAACCACAUCCAGCAACUUUUCACCCCUGUUGUGUGUGUUCUUCUUAACUGUGUGUCCUUGGCUAUUUUGCUACGAGCAGAGUUCUUGUGAAAGACCACUGUUCAUUACUUACCAUUUAACAGUAGGCUACAUCUGUGCUUUUGUAUGUGCAAACAGUGUUUGUUUUUACAGUGUUUAUGAGAUCGUGUCAUUUUAGGUAGCUUUUUUCCCCUUGAGGUUCCAAAGAGACUGAAUUAAUUCCGUGUUCUUCUGUGUAUCGUUGUUCCUAUACAGUUGUCUAGAUUCCACUUGUGACUAUAGGAUAUUGGUAAACCUAUUUUAAUGACACUGACUGUAAAGGUCUUUCUCUGUCAUGCAUUUUGAAAUCUGAUCAUCUAUUUGUCUAUUAUAUGUUGUUAUUUAGGCACAUAAAUUAAGUUUUUUUUUAAUGUCAGUAAAUUAAAUCUCAAGAAGCAUCACAGACUGUAUCCAAGUCCAAAACUCUGUUGCAUUAAUUAGAAAAUGCAACUUCAAGUCAACGUGAAUUGCCGUUCACAGCCCACUUUACUAGUACCAGUUUAAAGGCCCGUUCACAACAAGGAUGAUUACUAUAAUAAUAACUAGAAAGCUGUAAUACUCAUUCCAAUUCUUUGAGAAUAGUGGAGUCCGAACCACAACUUUAACGAUAAUGGCACAGAGAAACGAUAUGGUUGGAAUUUCACUUUUUUUCCACACAACUUUGAAAAACUGAGCAUUUAAAGGGGCAAAUGCAGCGUAAAAACUGCAGCGUAUACCUAAUAUGUGGACGAUAAUAUAUUUAUUGUUACAGUUAUCAUUUUUGAUAUGAACUGCCUUAAAAAUUUGGUGCUAAAGGUAUGUGGUACUAGAGACUAGUCCCUUCUGUUCUUUACUAACAUUUAGAAUCUUAAAACUCUAGAUUAACAGAAUUCAAAAUAAGUAACAAUAUCAACAGCAUUUGAUAGUUAGUUGUGACUAAGUCUAGUUCUUCUAGAUUUGAGUACAGAAAAAAACAUACAAACAGAAGUAGACGAACACAAAUCUGCUAGAAUCUCAGUAAUGCAAAUAUAGCUGUACCAAUAGUAAGCAAGCAUCCUGAUAUACAUACAUACUGCUAAAAAACUGUGAACCCUAAAUGGUUUGAGAUCUAAAGUCUCAGCCAUCAUUACUAGUGUCUGAAAGCGAGAAUAGAAAUGUUGUCAGGUUCAGUAUUAGAGCUAGAUGCCUUACUGUAAAGUCUAAAUGUCAAAAACGAGACUGAUGAGUGCCGGGUGGUGCAGAUCCCUGUCCUAGAGUGAAACGGACUGCUUGAUGAUAAUCCAGAAACUGAUUCUCCAUCAGCAGUCCUCCCACAUGGAAGUUUACC
This is a messenger RNA of Sinocyclocheilus rhinocerous, 5056 nucleotides long. Its product is annotated as amphoterin-induced protein 1-like. Gene Ontology annotation, biological process: brain development. The coding region runs from base 245 to 1756 and encodes 503 amino acids. Lineage: Eukaryota; Metazoa; Chordata; Actinopteri; Cypriniformes; Cyprinidae. Gene Ontology annotation, molecular function: protein binding. The transcript is spliced from 2 exons. The record is from RefSeq and is a predicted model, not a curated record. Gene Ontology annotation, cellular component: membrane.